AAAGCACAUUUUUGCGCCUACUUGAUCCGCUAGGCAACUUUCGUAACGGAUGAUCAAAAUCCAGUUAAUUUUAGUUUAAGUUAAUUAAUUUCAGCAUACGAAGUGUGCACUGAACUAUGCAAGAAAAUGUACCUUUCCUGUGUGCUUCAAACUUGUUUGAUAUUUGGUUUUCUGUAGGUUGCGAGUGUCGUGAAAAGAGCGAAAAGAUACUGGCCCUCAACAACUUUCGUAUCAUCCAGGAGAAGAUAUAACAGAAAAAAGAAGAAGACGAGCAUCGUUGAAGUCGUGGAUGCGAUGGCGCAGGCAAUGCAAGACCGUUGCACAAUGGAUGAAAUAGCAUCAUCUCAUAUCUGUAAAAUUUGUAUGAUGGAUUAUACAACCGAUGAAAUGUUGAGCAUGCUAUAUUGCAGCCACAAGAUUUGCAAGAGUUGCGCAAAAAGUUUUUUCACGGAAAAAAUUCAAUCUGGUUUGCUCAUCGUUGAUAAUCUUUGUCCAAUUUGUCCGUAUGAUGAAGGCUCCCACGAGCAAUUUGAGAAUCUCGAUUACUCCUGCUUCGAAACGUUUAUGCGAUCUAUAUUAGAUCAGAAUACUUACUCAAUUUUCCAACAAAAACUAAGAGAUAAGCUUCUUUCUGACCAACCGAAUUUCUGCUGGUGCGUAAAAUGUACAUCCGGUAUGUUUGUCAAUAAACAAACAAAUCGAUUCAUUUGCUCGAACUGCAACGAAAUUUUUUGCGUGAAAUGCAAAAGUCCAUGGAAAAAGCAACACGAAGGUAUUGCGUGUGAAAUGUUUGAAGACUGGCAGAAAUCUAACUGCCCAAAAUUGCAGGAAGAUGCGAUCAGCCGACAUAUGCAGGAAAACGGUAUAAAAUGCCCUAAAUGUUUGUUCCAAUAUUCAAAGACGAGCGGCGGUUGCAUUCACUUUACUUGUACACAGUGCGGGUUUAAUUUUUGCUCUUGUUGCAAUAAUGAAUAUAAAAAAGGCUCCCAAUGCAGUCUGUACAAGGAUUGCUACACUAUGGGGAUGCAUUGCCACCAUCCGAGAAAUUGCCUUUUUUACUUGAGAGAAAUGGAGCUUGAAGAUUUGGAGGCAUUAAUUAAGGCGAAUAAAGUUAGUUCCCCUGUACAGACCUUUGAAAACAGUAAAUGCAAAGUUCCUACACAAAUCGAAGAAACGUUCGAAGGUGAAUGCGGCAAACGGAAUUUUGAUUCUCGAACAAAUUUGUGCCGGGAACACUAUAUCGAACAAAUAUGCACAAAUAUCCACAACUCCAAAAUUGAUCCGAUACAAAAAAUGUCCUUGAAGGAGUGUAUGCAAGAACUUCGCAGGCACAAAGUAACUCUUCCAGAUCGAGGACCAUGGGACGACGAUGUUAUCUACAGGACAAUGUGUCAACAGCACAUUCGAAAUAAUAUUCCUUUAAAGUGAAAAGUAACCAUAAAGAUGGUUCACAAUCCACACUGUAAGAAGUUUUCUGUUUUAUUGGUUGACUUUCAGAUACAUUGAUUCUGAACUUUAUUUAACAUUUAUUCUAAUAAAACCACAUUUGUUU
Messenger RNA from Uranotaenia lowii, 1552 nucleotides. RefSeq names its product E3 ubiquitin-protein ligase lubel-like. Gene Ontology annotation, molecular function: linear polyubiquitin binding; zinc ion binding; ubiquitin protein ligase activity. The transcript is spliced from 5 exons. Lineage: Eukaryota; Metazoa; Arthropoda; Insecta; Diptera; Culicidae. Gene Ontology annotation, cellular component: LUBAC complex. The coding region runs from base 295 to 1428 and encodes 377 amino acids. Gene Ontology annotation, biological process: protein linear polyubiquitination. The record is from RefSeq and is a predicted model, not a curated record.